AGAGGGUGGGCUGUUCACUGUGAACAAACAACACUGAGCCCAUUACCAAAAGGGAAACGUUUCUUCUGAUUUCUUUUGACACCUUUAGAUUAUUUUAAGGAGCUACUUGGAUUAUUCGAGCACCACCUGACUGAAUGGCUGUUCAGUGGUUGAUGAAUUAAAAUGCAGUGGGCUCUGGAGAGAGUGCAUGUGUGCAGUGGAUGGACAGCGGCUCCGGUUCACUUUCAACAUGAAGAGAUUCAUCCGUGUGUCGCAGCUGACUGUGAUUCUGCUCUACAUUCCUCUUGUACAGGUUUUAACCAUUCUGGGCAAUUCCCACUCCAAAGUGAUGCUGUUCCCCGAGGCGUGGGGCCGCAGUCAGUGUCGUUCUCUGGAGCGGAUGGUGGAGGUGGAGCAGGAGUAUCCCGGAGGAGUGGAGCACAUCUACAGUCCCGGCUGCGUGCCACUGCUGCGCUGCUCCGGAUGCUGCAAUGAUGACAAACUGUCCUGUUUCCCCGCCAGCACACACAACAUCAGCAUCCAGCUGUUGAGAAUAACUCCGGCGGUGAGGAGCAGAGAGUACGUGCUGCUUUCCUUUCUGGAGCACCAGAGCUGUGAGUGCAGGCCCAGGCGACACCACCUGAGAAAUCAGCACAGAAGGAGGCGGAAGGGCAAACGCAGGAGGAGACGGAGAGGAGGACGGAUGAGGAUUGAGACGCAGCCGGGGUCAGCCACACACUCGCAUCAGUGCAUCACGUUCACUCAUUAGUGCUCAUGUGUGUGUGUCCAGGGGCCCAUGCAUACACCACUAGUCCUAAGAAAUAUGGUGAUCAUUAUGGCAGAUAGGCACAGUCUCCAUUCAUCACACCAUCACUUCUGGAUCAGGAUCAGGAUGAGUAUCAGCACAAACCCUGCUGUGGCUUCUAGAGAUCAACACACACUGUGUUUACACUGACUGCAUGGAUCACAGACUGUCCCUGAGAAACGAGUGUCAGUAAAGCUGCUGAACUGAAGGACACAGAGCUCAUCAUCAGUGAGCAAAUGUGAAAUACCUCAGUGCUGCUGUACAGUUAACUCCACAGUCUGGGAGAUGUACAGUAGAAAUACAAAAAACAAUGCAAUGCAUGUUCAUAUCCCCAUAUGUGUCUUAAUGUAUUUUAUAAAAUAAUAAACUCACACUAUUUAAAGAAAU
Molecule: messenger RNA, 1171 nt
Organism: Cyprinus carpio (common carp)
Lineage: Eukaryota; Metazoa; Chordata; Actinopteri; Cypriniformes; Cyprinidae
Product: placental growth factor a
Exons: 7
Coding region: 188-748 (186 amino acids)
Biological process (GO): response to hypoxia; positive regulation of protein phosphorylation; sprouting angiogenesis
Cellular component (GO): membrane
Molecular function (GO): vascular endothelial growth factor receptor binding; growth factor activity; chemoattractant activity
Source: RefSeq, a predicted model, not a curated record